AUUGUUUAUUAUUGAAUCGUUUGUAGUUACAUUUCGAAUUGAAAUUUAAUGUAUUUUUUUCAUUUUCAUUCGUGGGAUGUAAUAUUUGUCAUUGCGAUAUCCUCUGAAACUUAAAUUCGUAUAAGAUUUUUAUUUCAAAAACAAGCCGUUCUUAUGCCGAAUUUGUUUGUUUUUAUAUUUGAAGAAUUAAUUACAGAUCAUUGUAAAUCAUGGAUUCUGUGGCUUCAAAAGUUGUCAAGCUCACUCACAAACAGUUUCGAGCUUUGCUCAAAAAAUUUAGACGUAAGAAAAAGAGGCAACAAUUAGCAAAAGAAUUGGAGGAAAAAGAAUUAUUAGAACAACAACGUAGGGAAAAUUCUCCAAAUUACAAAGAAAGAGAGGAAGAAAGGAGAAGAAAUGCUCAGCUAUAUGAAGAAUUUGAAGAAAGAGAAAGAAUUAGGGAACAUAAAUUAUGGCUUUUGAGAGAAGCACAAGCACAAAGAGAAUUCCAAAAGAAACAAGAGCAGCUUGAACAAGAAAAGAUUAAACUCGAAGAGGAACGAAAAAGGAUUGUUGCUGAGUUUGAGAAACAACAGCUUUUGGAGAGUAAAAAAGAAGAUGAAAACCAAAAGUUGAAAACUCAGAAGGAGGAAGCUCUACAAGAAGCACUUUCAAGCUUACCUGAGAGCAAAGGACCAUGGCAUAAUCCUAUUGCUCCUGAAAAUUACAGUACGGGUACAGAAAGGGAAUUAUGUCAGUUUUUUGUUAAAACUGGAUGUUGCAGGUUUGGUGAAAGAUGCUCCAGAGGUCAUAUUUAUCCUUCAGUAAGUACAACCAUUCUGAUAAAAGGAAUGUAUAGUCACUUUAGCAUUGGCCAUACUGAAAGAGAUGACUUUGAUACAGAUAAUGUAUUAGAAUAUGAAGAUAAAGAGAGAUACGAUGACUUUAGAAAUUUUUACAAUGAUGUCUUACCAGAAUUUAAGAAAUGUGGAAAAGUCAUUCAGUUUAAAGUGUGCAGCAAUCAUGAACCACACUUACGUGGCAAUGUAUAUGUACAGUUCUCGAAAGAAGAAGAAGCAGUGAAAGCUUAUCAGCAGUUCAAUGGCCGAUUUUAUGCUGGAAAACAAUUAACUUGCGAAUUUUCACAUGUCAUUAAAUGGAAAUCUGCAAUUUGUGGUUUAUAUUUCCGCAAACUAUGUCCAAAAGGUCUCAACUGCAAUUUCUUGCAUGUUUUCAAAAAUCCAACGAAUGAAUUUUGGGAUGCUGACAGAGAUCGACUUUCUCGUGACUCUCAUUCCUCCAAAAGCAAUCAAUCCAGACAAAGAAGUGAAAGGAAAUCAUCUCAUCACAGUUACUUUGAUGAAAGUCGUUCAUAUAGAGAUAGUGCUUCUGAGCGUCGAAAUGACUAUUCUUAUCAAUAUAGGUCAACAGAUUCUGAUGAAGACAUUACUGAUAAUGGACAUUAUUCUUCAUCCAGAAGAAAAAAUUCUGAUAGAAGAAGAGAUUCGUCUCACAGAUCUCGCCAUAAAAGAAAAUACAGAGAUUCAAGGUCAAGGUCUCGAUCUCCCAGCCCACAUUCUGAUGAUUAUUCCAAAAGAAAUCAUAAACGAAAGAAGAGUAAACACAAAAAGAAAUCAAAGAAAAGAAAGCGACAAUCAAGCUCCAGUGAGAGCGAAGAAAGUUAAUUUUCAGAAUUAUGAAGUGAAUAUUUUGUAUUGUAAAUAUAAACUAGAACAAAAUAAAUUUUGUAAUAAGUUUUGUUUUGUACUAUUAA
Molecule: messenger RNA, 1753 nt
Organism: Argiope bruennichi
Lineage: Eukaryota; Metazoa; Arthropoda; Arachnida; Araneae; Araneidae
Product: U2 small nuclear ribonucleoprotein auxiliary factor 35 kDa subunit-related protein 1-like
Exons: 11
Coding region: 210-1664 (484 amino acids)
Biological process (GO): mRNA splicing, via spliceosome
Cellular component (GO): U2AF complex; spliceosomal complex
Molecular function (GO): metal ion binding; pre-mRNA 3'-splice site binding
Source: RefSeq, a predicted model, not a curated record